Molecule: messenger RNA, 5213 nt
Organism: Pseudophryne corroboree (corroboree frog)
Lineage: Eukaryota; Metazoa; Chordata; Amphibia; Anura; Myobatrachidae
Product: A.superbus venom factor 1-like
Exons: 41
Coding region: 155-5098 (1647 amino acids)
Biological process (GO): inflammatory response; complement activation
Cellular component (GO): extracellular region
Molecular function (GO): protein binding; endopeptidase inhibitor activity
Source: RefSeq, a predicted model, not a curated record
UGCACGACUGGAAAUCACAGAGUUUGGAAAUCUCCCCAGCUCCUCCCAGUUACUGGUAGAGCCUGGGACUGGUUACUCUAUAAGGUAUGUCCAUCUCUUGUGCAAGAAUAAAACCAGCUGCACAGCGGACUCUGCUCUCCAUCCUGACUGCACUAUGGGGUGCAGAGGUCUCUGUCUUGUCCUGCUGGCCCUUCUGGCUGGCUCCUAUGCACAACCAUGUGCCCUCAUUACUCCCAACAUCCUACAUUUGGAGAGCGAGGAAACCAUUGUAGUCGAUGGGCAUAGCAAGCAGUUUGAAGCUAACGUUGAAAUUCAGGAAUUCCCAAAGAGAAAUUUCAUUUUGGCAAAGGAGAAAAUCUCUGUGAAUAGCAACAACAAGUUCCUUGGCACAGCUAAAAUAACGAUUCCAGCUAAAGAACUGCUAAAAGACCAAAAAUCAAAACAAUACGUCUAUGUCUCUGUAAAGGCGCCGGGGUGUAAUAUAGAGAAACUUGUCUUGGUAGGCUACCAAAGUGGAUACAUCUUUAUACAGACUGAUAAGACUAUCUACACUCCAGGUUCUACAGUUCUCUACCGUAUUUAUUCUAUGAAUUACAAGAUGUCUCCUAUCAAUAAAGCUGUGGUUAUUGAAUUUCUGACACCGGAUAAUAUCAUUGUGAAGAGGGAUACUGUCAGACAAGAUGGCGGAUCUGGCAUCCUCUCGCUGUCUUACAAUAUGCCUGAGCUUGUAAGUGUGGGUACAUGGACCAUAUCAGCAAAAUAUGAGGACUCACCAUUGCAAAAUUACACCACAAACUUUGAAGUGAAAGAAUAUGUCCUACCAACUUUUGAGAUCCAGUUGAUCCCGGAGCAGAGUUUUUUCUAUGCCAAUGACGCUGAGUUCAGAGUGGAUAUUAAGGCAAAGUACCUCUAUGGGAAGGAUGUGGAUGGCAUGGCAUAUGUUAUAUUUGGGGUGAAGAAGGAUGAUGUAAGGACCAGUCUGACACAUACUCUAAGGCGAACCCAGAUUACCAAUGGAGAAGGAGAAGCUGAGUUGAAAAGAGAAGAUAUUCUGAAGAUAUUUAAAAAUGAGGAUGAUAUUUUGGAGUACACGCUGUAUGUGUCUGUGACCCUUAUCACCGGCUCUGGCAGUGAAAUGGUACAAAGCGAGCUAGAAAAUAUUUAUAUUGUGAAGUCACCAUAUAAAAUUUUGUUCACUAAAACCUCCAAGUAUUUCAAACCUGGAAUGCCAUUUGAUCUUACGGUGUUUGUCACCAACCCAGAUGGAUCUCCAGCAAACAGGAUUCCUGUGAUAGCUGAACCAGGAAAAGUGGUGGGUAUGACUAGUGCUGAGGGAACUGUCCGGCUGACUCUAAACACUGCUUCAACCAUCAGCGUUCUGCCAAUAACUGUAAAAACAGACCGUCCUGAUUUGCCUCCCAAUCGACAGGCAUCUGCGACAACGACCGUCACAGCGUACAAAUCAAACGGGAAUUAUCUGCACAUUGGUAUCACCGCGGCAGAGGUCAAACCUGGGGUCAAUCUUCAAAUAAACUUCAAUAUUCGUAAUACUAACCUGGGCAUACAGAACCAGAUCCAGCACUUCACCUACCUGAUCAUGAACAAGGGCAGGAUUCUGAAGACGGAGAGGCAGCCUCGUCUGGCAGGUCAACCGGUGGUGACCUUAUCACUUCCUAUCACGGAGCAAUUUCUACCGUCUUUCCGUAUCAUAGCAUAUUACAUUGUGGGAAAUGAGAUUGUGUCCGACUCAGUCUGGGUGGAUGUCACAGACUCUUGUAUGGGAACGUUGGAAGUGAGCGGUAACACGGACCGAGAUAACGGCAUACAGAGUCCUUCGACGUCCUUGAAGCUGAAGCUGAGAGCAGAUCACAAGUCCAGUGUGGGACUGGUGGCCGUAGAUAAAGGUGUCUUUGUGCUGAAUAGCAAGUUUAAGAUCUCCCAGAGCAAGGUGUGGAACUUGGUGGAGAAAUCCGACAUUGGCUGUACACCCGGAAGUGGUGCCAAUAACAUGGCGGUGUUUUAUGAUGCCGGACUGGCCUUGCAAUCAAGUAUACAGCUAACGACCCAGGACAGAUCAGAUGCACAAUGCGCAGUGCGUGCGGCCCGGAAGCGUCGCUCCUCAGUGCAGCUGAUUGAGCAGAAAGCAACAUAUGCUUCCAAGUAUAAAGAUGCGGCAAGGAGAUGCUGCAACGAUGGCAUGGUGGUGAACCCCAUGGGUCAUAGCUGUGAGAAACGGGCACGGCAUAUCUUAGAUGGGAAGGAGUGUGUAGAUGCUUUCCUGGACUGCUGCAGCUAUUUUGAGAAGAUAAGGGCAGUUGAUGAAGACAAAGAAGUGGAUCCUUUUGCACGAAGUGACGAGGACAUCGACUACAUGGACAGUAGCGAAUUUCAGUCCAGAUCAGAGUUUCCGGAGUCUUGGUUCUGGAAAAUAGAACAAAUGACAGAGAGACCUGACAAUAAUGGCAUUUCAAGUAAAGUUCUUAAUGUCUUCCUGAAAGACUCCAUCACCACCUGGGAGGUCCUGGCUGUGAGUCUGUCAGAAAAUAAAGGUAUUUGUGUGGCCAAGCCAUAUGAGAUCCGGGUAAUGAAGGACUUUUUUAUUGACUUGAAGCUGCCAUAUUCUGUGGUGAGGAAUGAGCAAGUGGAGAUCCGAGCCAUUCUCUACAACUAUGGCAGUACCGACAUCAAGGUACGAGCGGAGCUGCUUUACAAUGAGAAAUUCUGCAGCCUAGCGACAGCUAAGUCACCAUUCCGACAGACGGUAGAAGUCAGUUCCCACUCAUCCUAUGCCCUUAGUUUCAUCAUUGUCCCACUAGAGCUGGGUACGCAUGAUGUGGAGGUGAAGGCGUCUGUUUUUCAAAAAUUUGUGAGCGAUGGUGUCCGGAAGAAGCUAAAGGUUGUGCCUGAAGGAAAUAGAAUUACAACAAAUAUAAAAUCCGUGACACUGGAGCCACGGGUCAAAGGCAUUGAUGGAGUACAGGAAGAGAAAAUCGAUCCACUGGAUGUAAAAAACAUUGUACCUGGGACUCGUAUUGAAACAGUUGUGACCAUUCAAGGAAACUCGGUCACUACAAUGGUGGAAGAGGCAAUUGAAGGCUCCAACCUCAACCCUUUGAUUGUUGUGCCACGGGGCUGUGGAGAGCAGAAUAUGAUCACCAUGACUCCCAGUGUAAUUGCCACCGUUUACUUAGAUGUUACCGGCCAGUGGGAGAAAGUUGGAGUGGACAAGAGAAAUCAAGCCAUCAACAAUAUCAAACAAGGUUACAUCCAGCAACUUGUCUAUCGUAAAGUAGACAAUUCCUAUGCAGCUUUCAAGGACCGGCCAGCCAGCACUUGGCUCACCGCUUAUGUAGCCAAAGUGUUUGGCAUGGCUCAGACCCUAAUGGACGUUGAUAACGAUGUUCUUUGUGGUGCCAUUAAGUGGUUGAUACUGCAGAAGCAAAAACCUGACGGGUUAUUCAAAGAAGAUGCUCCAGUCAUUCAUCAGGAGAUGGUGGGUGGACUCAAAGGAUCUAAUGAGGCCGAUUCUGCUCUCACAGCUUUUGUCCUCAUUGCUAUGCUGGAGAGUGAGAAGACCUGUACAGCACAUGUCAAUAACCUGAAGAUGAGUAUCGAGAUGGCAACUAGCUUCCUGUUGGGCCAGUACCCGAAUCUAAAAAAACCAUAUACCAUCGCAAUCGUCACCUAUGCUCUUGCUAAGGCUGGAAUUAUAGACAAUGCAAAUAAGCUGCUCUCUGCGACCACAGACAAGUUGCACUGGGAAGAACCAGGGUCCAGAUUUAUCACUCUGGAGGCCACAAGCUAUGCUUUGCUGGCUCUGCUGCAGUUGAAGGAGUUUGAACUAACUGGACCCAUUGUCCGCUGGAUAAAUGAGCAAAGAUAUUAUGGAGCAGUGUAUGGGUCCACACAAGCUACCAUUGUGAUGUUCCAAGCGCUGGCUCAGUACCAGAUAGAUAUUCCUUCAAUCAAUGAGUUAGAUCUGGAUGUUUCUCUCCAUCUUCCCCAGAGAAAUAAUCCAUUAACGUACCGCAUCAAUUUUGAUAACGCUAUGUUGUCACGCUCUGCUGAGACCAAUGUGAAUAGGCAGUUUGCAGUGACAGCCAGAGGGAAGGGACAGGGUACACUAACGGUGAUGUCCGUGUAUCACGCUCUUGAGACAGAGAAAGAAAAAAAAUGCACAAACUUCGAUCUUUCAGUGAAAGUUACAGAGGAACUUAAUGUUAGGGUCAAUGAAGGUAUUUUGGAAACAGUAUCAAUUGAGAUUUGUGCAAGAUAUAAAAAGGAUGUAGAUGCCACCAUGUCCAUCCUGGAUGUUUCCAUGAUGACCGGAUUCACUCCAGAUGUUGAUAGUCUUAAUAAGUUAAUGAAGGGAGUGGACAAAUAUAUCUCCAAGUUUGAGAUUAACAAGGAGUCUACUGAGAAGGGCACGCUUGUCAUCUACCUAGACAAGGUUUCCCACACAGAGGAUGAGUGUAUAAAGUUUGCUGCACACCAGAUCUUUAAAGUUGGCCUCAUCCAGCCAGCCUCUGUCACCGUGUACGACUAUUACACCCCAGAAAAUCGCUGCACUAAAUUCUACCAUCUGGAAGAGGGCAAUAAGUUGUUGGGCAGAAUCUGCCAAGGGGAAGUAUGUCGCUGUGCCGAAGAUAAUUGUUUCAUGCAGCAGCACAUUGGGGGAAAGAAAACGAAUGCCAAAGAUCGGAUAGACCGAGCGUGUAGACCAGGGGUGGACUAUGUAUUCAAGGCACGAUUGGAUAAGAUUGAAUACAACGAAAACUAUGACAAUUAUGUGAUGUUUAUAAGUAAUGUCAUCAAGGAAGGUACGGAUGCAAAUGUUGAGAAACAGCAAAGGAACUUCAUCAGUCACACAAAGUGCCGCAAAGCUUUAGAUAUGAAAGAAGGACGAGAUUACCUGAUCUGGGGAGUGACAUCUGACCUUUGGCUCCAGCCGUCUGGCUAUUCCUACAUCAUCGGAAGAGAAACAUGGAUGGAAUGGUGGCCAAAUAACAGAGAGUGCCAGAUGCCAGGGAAUGUGGAUCUAUGCGAAGAUUUCUUCAUUGUUUCAGAAGAGCUGGAGCUGACCGGCUGCCCAUCAUAAAGAAUAUUACCCCAUACAGAUAUUUCUGGCUACACAAAUUACAGCUUUCAGUACCUCACAGUGCAAAUGCCAUAUUAUAUUCAUUUUGCAUUAAUAAAUCAUUUUGUUUGUUAAA